CCGAAAUUGAAUCAUAAUAUCCCCGUUAAAAAAGGAAAAAGAAAAGAACACUCACCCCCCCGGCCUAAGCCACUUCAAGCUGAGCCCAUUUCCCAGCACGCAGCCCUCCUCUUCAGUACUUCCUUUUUUUUGGGUUUUUCGUCUCUCACAUCGAGUACCGGACUGAGAGUCCCCAGUCCCCCACUUUGUCGAUCAAUCUUCACCCUUGUCUUCCUCCCAAAGGUCCACAAAGGCUGUUACAAUUUUCAGUGGGUUAAGCCCAAUAGCAUUACUAGGUGUGAGAAAGAAGCUCUGAAUUGUAGCAGAAAGUUGUGGAACCGAUGGCGUUGAGGCAGGUUUUAGGGUUCUCGGAUGGCGAGUUGAUGAGGUCGGAUUGCAAACCUUGUUCCAGAUUGAUGAGACAGACUGCCGGUAUUUUCACUGUUGGCGGAUCAUUGGGAUUCUGGAUCCUUUGCAGAUUGCAUUACGGUCCGAGAAUUACAGUUCCGAGGAGUCUUCGGUGGGCAGCUUGUGGAGCGGUAUCUGUGAGCUCAUCCACUGCUUUGCUGGUUCGGUUGUUUAGUCCAGAGUGCGAGCCCCAAAACAUAGCUACUUAUGACAAGGGAAAGUAGCACUAGAUUCGUGAAGGUUGUAUCGUCGUUCUAAGUAAGUUAUGUCGGUUUUGUUAAUCGUUACAGAGGAGUGAUUUUAUGAUGGAUAUUUCGAUUGAUGUAAGAUAUGCCUUGAAAUGGACGUAACAUUUCGAGUAUCGAAGUAACAGGACUAAAAAUCCUGCUUUUGUUGCAUAA
Pyrus x bretschneideri (Chinese white pear) is the source of this 788-nucleotide messenger RNA. RefSeq lists its product as uncharacterized. The record is from RefSeq and is a predicted model, not a curated record. The coding region runs from base 321 to 611 and encodes 96 amino acids. The transcript is spliced from 3 exons. NCBI's taxonomy places the organism in Eukaryota, Viridiplantae, Streptophyta, Magnoliopsida, Rosales, Rosaceae.